AUGAAGGCACCUCAUGGGAACUACGCACAUCACAUUAAUUUAUUUAAGCCCCAUACUAAAAUAAGACUUGGUCGUACAGAAUCAGCUGUUUCCUCGCGUGUCCCACCAAUUUCUGUUGAAAAUCCACACAAAAUGUCUCCAAAGAAGCCUCAUGUAUAUCAUUCGUACCCAAUUCUAAUGCACCAAAUAUAUGACGGUCUUCCAGAGCAUGAACAACAGAACCAAAUACCUAAACCAAACAAUCCAGAGUUUAAAAAUAUAUUUCUCCAUAAAUUAAAUCUAGGUUGUCAAGUGUUUUCAGAUAUGGAUCCCAAUCAGCGAUUAGCAAAAAGAAUUGUCCUUCAUCAGGUUGCCGAAUGCAUCAUAACUUUAGGAAUUGGACCAUUCAUUGACUCUGAAAUGACUUCCAAAGUAUAUGAGAUGAUCUAUGUCAACAUAAAGAGACCUGUCCCAAAGUUCGAAUUGAAUCAAUUCCUUAAUUCUGAUUCCGGUUGUUUUUCAGUCCCAGAAUGGGAACAUCUCGAAUUUGUAUAUACCAUAUUUCAGAUAUUUUAUAAGACCUUUCCAAAAUUAGAAUUUUGGACGACACAAUUUUUUGAAUCAUUGAUCCCAUUAAUUAGUUCUCGUGAUACAUUAGAAAGAGAUAGGCUUGCUAUUAUUUUGUCUACGUAUUAUAUCAAUAAUCCUAUUCUUCUUCAUGGAUUUGCCCUGAAACUUGCAAAAAUUAUUGAAAACCAUUUCAUUACGCCCGAUCCAUGCGCUGUCUAUACAGCAUUAACAAUCUUCUCUAAUAUUAUUGCGUCGUCGAUCGAAAACAGAAACAUGGCUUUUAAUCUUUGCAAUAACCUAUGUAUUCAGUUAAUCCAAAACCAGUAUUUAUCCAUAUUUAUCUCUCCUUUUUCGAAUCUACUGAAGAUGAUCCUUCCUUUAUCCGAAACUUUGACACUAAUUUUGUUGAACGGAAUUGUGAAGUAUUGGCCAGUUUCAGACCCGGCGAAACAGGUUCCAAUGAUUAAGUUAAUCAUAGCUGCACUAUUCUCGAACCAUAGUAUGAAUGAUGGAGUCAUAUUAAAAAAAGUUUUUCUUCUCCUUGGAGAACUUUGUGACACAGAGUUCUUCAAAGUUGCAGACCAAGCAUGUAAAUGUCUUCAGGAAGAAGUUAUUCUUGGCCUCUUAAGCAACAAUUGCAGGGAAAUUGUUCCUUAUAUAAUGACACACGUCAGAUCAUCGUUAAAACAUUGGUAUGCUCCUCUCCGAGAAACAGCUCAGGUAACUCUCAGGGUAUUAUGCCAAAUUUGCCAAGAAAGACGUUCAGAUGAUAUAGGGUUAAAUGUCAGAACAUCAAAUUGGGUUUCUAUUGCGAGAACAGCAGCUAAAAAUGAUAAGUGCAUUAACUUGACUAAGAAACUUGGCGAAAUGUCCCAAUUGUUCGGUCCUUCAAACAAUUCUAAUUCCCAAGAAACUUUCUGA
Messenger RNA from Trichomonas vaginalis G3, 1470 nucleotides. Its product is annotated as protein phosphatase regulator protein. Gene Ontology annotation, cellular component: protein phosphatase type 2A complex. Gene Ontology annotation, molecular function: protein phosphatase regulator activity. The record is from RefSeq and is a predicted model, not a curated record. Lineage: Eukaryota; Parabasalia; Trichomonadida; Trichomonadidae. The transcript has a single exon. Bases 1 to 1470 code for a protein of 489 amino acids. Gene Ontology annotation, biological process: signal transduction.